This is a messenger RNA of Malus domestica (apple), 771 nucleotides long. The record is from RefSeq and is a predicted model, not a curated record. NCBI's taxonomy places the organism in Eukaryota, Viridiplantae, Streptophyta, Magnoliopsida, Rosales, Rosaceae.
AUGGGGAGGGAUAGGUCUCUUGCAAUAUUUCAACCUGGUGGAAGGCUGCCUAACUAUGAUCCGAGCUUACCAAAAACAGAACAACUUCACCUACGAUUGGAUUGUCCGACCCGCGUUGACGGUUACUGGAACGCCCCCCUCCACCCCAAGUACUUCGUGCCCGGUCAGUACCUGGUCCCACCAGGCUCCAGCUACGGCGGACUCAACGACCGCUUUGGAGUUGGCGACCUCAACACCUCCACUGUCGCCCUCUCGCGCCUCUCCCUCCUUCCCCAGCUCGACGCAGCCGGAUUCCACCAACUAAACUCCGAAACCGCCUUCAAGGCCCAACUCACCAUCCAAGGGGUACCUUACGUCACUAAACGACUCCCCUUUUGUAUUGUAACAGACCGCAAGUACGAGUUCCCGCCACACCGCUUUGGAGUGCCGGUGGCGUCCUUGUCAAGCCCAGGGCCAUUGAGCGGGGCCAAGUGCAGGCCUUGCACGCCCGUAUGCCAAGGCCCGUGCGUGGCCGACGUGAUGCAGUCUCUCUACAAAGGGUGGAGCUGGACCCACUGGGCAAACGGCACCCUUGAGCUCUGCGAUGCCCAUGACGCUUGGGAAAAGGAUUGGGAGAUCAAAUUUGACCGAGUUGCUGGGAAGAAACUGGCUGCCGAGAGAAAGCGAGUUGCAGGCAUGACGACAGAGCAAUGCAUUCAUGAUUUCAACCAAAUGAAGAAGCGAACUGCCAACUGGGACGCACCCCCGGCAGAACAGAUUUGUAGCCACUGA